CAGAUAUGGUAGAGCCAAGAAAAAGAGGCCACUGGGCUAUAAAUAAGACGUGCCUUGUUUGACAUCUCCAUCCCAUUCUUCUUUCAUUGGUGUUCUUGGAUCCUGAGCUAGGUUGCUCCUCGAAACUAUUCAAAAUGACUAAGACUAAGAUGGAGACAGUUGCUGAUAACAUCAUUGACAUGUUCCAUAACUACUCUGGGCAAUCCAAAGAUAGUGAAAAGGACACUCUGGAUCCAGUUGAAUUUAAGAAGAUGAUUGAAGUGGAGCUGCCUCACUUUGUCAAGCAAGUUCGUGAUCCCAAGGCUUUGGAGAAUUUCUUUGCCAAGGUGGAUGGAAACAAAAAUAAGCAUAUCAAUUUUGAGGAAUUCAUGAAACUUUUUGGGGAAUUCGUGGUGCUCAGCCAUGAGAAAUUCCACCAUCAGGAGGGUGGACCCCAUGACCAUCCUCAUCACCACUGAAAGGCCAGGCACAAGAGCACCCCGGGGAAUGGUGUGGGCAAAAAAAAUAAUUAAAAAAAAUCAAAUCAAACCAAAGCAAUCUUCUGAAAUACAGAUUUGUGCACCUUCCCAGAAUACUCCCCCUUGGAAUGGAAUGAUUGCGGCAGCAAAUUAAAAAUGAAAAUAAAAAUAUAUUGACUUGCA
This is a messenger RNA of Anolis carolinensis (green anole), 641 nucleotides long. Its product is annotated as protein MRP-126. Gene Ontology annotation, molecular function: calcium ion binding; calcium-dependent protein binding; transition metal ion binding. Bases 135 to 458 code for a protein of 107 amino acids. The record is from RefSeq and is a predicted model, not a curated record. Gene Ontology annotation, cellular component: cytoplasm. NCBI's taxonomy places the organism in Eukaryota, Metazoa, Chordata, Lepidosauria, Squamata, Anolidae. The transcript is spliced from 3 exons.